Odontomachus brunneus is the source of this 3339-nucleotide messenger RNA. It is a transcript of the gene Sdc, whose product is annotated as syndecan. The record is from RefSeq and is a predicted model, not a curated record. Gene Ontology annotation, biological process: cell migration. Gene Ontology annotation, cellular component: cell surface; membrane. NCBI's taxonomy places the organism in Eukaryota, Metazoa, Arthropoda, Insecta, Hymenoptera, Formicidae. The transcript has 5 exons. The coding region runs from base 276 to 989 and encodes 237 amino acids.
UUAUGGCCACCAUAGCGGUGGUCGACGACAGCGGGCGAUCGUCGCGCCGCCAGUGUCUCGCGGUUCAUCGAUCAGUGUGGUGUGUGUCUGUCGCGUUGUUGUUCCGCGGAGAGAUUUUUUUCUAGUGCUGGUUUGUUCCUGCCUGUAUCCGUCGUCGCUUCGACGCGGAUUUCUCGCUGGUCCGUCGCUCGCGAGACUCGUGCGCGCGCGCUGAUACGGAGCACGGGCGCCGUCGUCGUCGCGGGGCCCAUCCGAGACUCACAACCGGGAGAAAGAUGCGACUAAGGAUACACUGGGUUCUGGUUAGCACGGCUGUGGUGAUCCUCGCAGGAUGCAACGCCGCUACCGAGAAGGAACCCAGCGACAAGCAGAGGACGUCCGCGAGCUCGACUUACAACACUUUCCCGGACGACCUUUAUCUGGACGACCAGGACGCUUUAGAGGGCUCUGGCCGGGGUGGAAACGACAAUCGUGACGACCUCGAGGCGUCGGGUAGCGGCCUUGGUCCGGACGACGAGGACGGUGAUGACGAUCACGAAUUCAACGGUAACAAUGGAUUAGAAGUCCCGAGCAAGCCGACAGAAGCGAGACCCCCGUACCUCAUCGACGAGACAAACGCUAAAACUAAACAACAGACGACCAUCGACGCGGUAAACCGACCCGGCAACGAAGUCGACGUAAUCGAGCCCUCGGGUGCUGAGGACGAUCACGACGACAACACUGACGACACCCGCGAAGUUUACAUCAUGAAUCCGAAACACGAGGACCGCGCCAGCUCAUUCUUCGCGCAGCCAGGCGUACUAGCCGCUGUGAUCGGCGGCGCAGUGGUGGGCCUCCUGUGCGCAAUACUGGUGGUCAUGUUCAUCGUGUACCGGAUGCGCAAGAAAGACGAAGGAUCAUACGCCUUGGACGAGCCCAGAAGAUCGCCGGCGGCGCAGGCCUUCCCUAAGCCUGGCGCGCCUCAUCACAAUCGGGAGUUCUACGCUUGAGGUGGCGGCGGCGACGACCCUCUCGCGAUCUCACGAUGCCAAGAGCCGAGUUAAAACACCGUUCGACCACCACCGAAUUGACACGCGCGCCAUCGACCACCACCACGACGACGACGACGACGACGAGGACGAAAACGACAGCCACGGCGACUACGAUGACUGCGACGACGAUCAACGCCUUGUUGGAAUCCCCACAGCUGGUCGACGGUGAAACGACACCUCGGAGCCCGCAUGGCACGCUCAUAUAGAAUCUCCCGACGCGAAGUUUGCCGAGGAACGUCGCACAGAACGUCGCUCGGCCGAUUCUCGAUUACACAGAUUCCUCUCGGUCUCCCCCCCCCCUUCUUUCCUCCUCGUUGUCCUUCUGUUCCUCUCCCCGUCCGCUAUUACUCUUCCUUCUCCUCCCCUACGAAUCGAUUCGCACGUCCUUGGCAGCUAACUCGACCGUUGACAUAUCCCGAACCUGGAUCCCUUGCAUUCCCUCCCUCUAUUUUUUCUCCCCCUCGGAAAGUAGGCUUCUCACGGUUCUGCCGAGAGCUUUCUACCUUUCAAGCUCGCGUUCAGGAGCCGCCGAAGCUGCUUCGAGGUCGAGCCGCGACGACGAUCACGACAACGACUACGACGGGGACGAGGACGACGACAACGACGACGACGACGACAAUGACGACGUUCGCGCGUACGCUUCUCGGCCGCACGAACUCUUCUUGACUUUCAGAAACUGUAUUUUUCUUACGCGCUACUUGAUCGCGUCGUAAAGGUGCACGCGAGAGUAAGAGUCUGAGGCAAGAAUGAGUUCGCCUUCGGCCGAACGCCGAAUGAAUGAAUGAAUUUUUCAGCUCGACGCUCCGACAUUCGCCCCUCGCGCAAUACUGUACAGACCGUAUCCCCUUUUCGUUCACCCCCGAUCCUUGACACCGCACAUUCGCCGCUCCGUAGAGAAUCCACGGGGCGUAAUCGUCCCGACUGGUGACUGGGAAGCGACGGACAAUGAACGACGAGGCGCGCCGCUCUACACAGCGUCGCUCGCCCCGUAUAUAUCCCGUCGAGACACACCGUCGGCGAGGUUGCACCAAUUCCGAGAUGCAUUUACAACGCGUAUAUUUAGAGCGUAUAUAUAUUAUAUAAAUAUAUAUAUAUAUAUAUAUAUAUAUAUAUAUAUAUGCAUGUGCAUAUACAUGUAUGCGCGCACAAAUAUAUAUACAUAUAUUUGCGUGUAUAUACAUGUACACGUGCAUGUAUAGGACUGAGAGUGUGAAAAUUCGUGGGCGAUAAACGCUGCUGCUGCUAUGUCGUUAAUCAUUCUGUCUCGGUGGAAGGAGGGAAGGAAGAAGGAUCGUUGCGGCACCCGUGAUUUCUCUCCGACAGCAACGAGCCGAGGAGUAGAGCUGCAACCUCGCUCGCGUUGCUGUUACUUUUACUCUUUCUUACCGUCUAUUUGUUAUUGUUUUUUGUCCCCUCUCUCUCUCUCUCUCUCUCUCUCUUUUUCCCUCCCUCCCUCUCUCUCCCUCUAUCUGUCUCUUUGUGUCUCUUUCUCUCUCUCUUUCUUUUUGUCUCUUUUAAUUUACUCACUAUCUUCGCCUACUUCCUCGAUGUAUGAGCGUUCAGUACGACGACUCGUCAUUACGAGGACUUAGGGUUUCGGUGAGGGCGAAAAAUGGCGGAACGAGACGCUCUCUCUGUCUCUCGUCGACCGUAUCGAUCGAUCGCAGAAAGAAUUGAAGGGGCGCUUAUAUUCGGGGAGGAUUGUAUUAAGCAUUAAACGCGCAGCACGACCGCAUCGACCAACAUUCGAGUCGGGUGUGAGGUGGAUUGAGGAAAAGAAGUCGAGUAUCUCGAUGCAUUCUUCGCGAAUGAUCGCUCAAGCACGGAUGGCUUUUCAGUCGAUCGAUCGGUCGCCGUAAAUGUACAUAUCGUUAAAAGAUAGCUAUUAAUUUCUAAAACGUGUAAUGCGAGAUUUUGUACGUACACAACUCCUCUACGCGCGCGCAGCUUUCGCUUUGUUGUUUUCCGUUGUGCUCCCAGAGAAGCGUCGGAAAACGAUGGCGAGUUCUCGUAUUUUGUUCAAGAUACUCGCCUGCACCGCUGAAGCCUUGCUUUUCGUUAGAUCGAUCGAUAGUUGUUAAAGAUUUCCGGCCAACCGCAUCCGUUUUCAGUUACGUGUUUCUCGUAAUUGUCCAUUUACCGAGAAACCAGCAACGUGUUUAAAUCAAAAAGGACAUUUUAACAUUAAAAUAUGAAUUUUAUUACAAAAUUAUAUAUUUUUGUUAUAUAUAUAUAUUUCUAAUUUAUUCUAUUUUUAAUUGUUAUAUAUUCAUUAUAAAUAUGUAAUUAUUAUGUAUAAUAAUUAAUA